CACACACGCACACACACACACAGGCUUUAAAUACCUUUUUGCCUUAGAUACUGUCAGAUCAAUCCGACUGUGUUUCACUCAAUGACGCCAGCAUGGGACACUCAGGGCUGUUUGUUUGGUUUUUUGUCCUAAAUGUUGCUCACUGCUUGGAAAUCAUGGGUCUGGUUGGAGAGAGGAUCCAUGAAAACAUCACAGCAGUCCUGGGGGAGGACGUCUACCUGAGCUGUACUUACGUGGGUGAGAGUGAGAUCCAGGACGCAGAGUGGAAACGCCAGAUCAACUCCAAAAUGAAAUCCAAGCGACUGGCCGGAUUUUUUAAUGGCGAGCCAUUUAGCCGCGAUGGCAUCUCAAAGCCGGACUCUCUCACCAACCUCACAGUUAAGAUGAAAGUGUCCAGUGUAGAAGUGGAAGGAGAAUACAUCUGUGAGUUUGAGGCUCAGGAAGAGCCGUAUUACGGCAGUGUACAUCUCACUGUAGUAGCCCGGCCUGACAUACAGAUGCUGGUGAAGGCAGAGACCAUCAACGGCUCCCAUUACCAGUCGGUGUCGUGCUCCGCGGCCGGUGGGAGGCCCAGACCUCAGAUCAGCUGGUUGGUCGCCGGCCUUCCUCCGUCCCAUGACCCUUUUGCUGUGGAAGUGAGUGAAAGUGUUCACUCAAACGGCACCUACACAGUGAGCAGCAUCCUGCGCUUCCCCACCCACCUGCAGGAUGAGGACAGCGUGACUUGUGUGGUCCAUCACCAAACCUUGCCGGAACCAAAACUCACCUCGGCCAGGGUGGAAACCUACACGAGGCCGAACGUGAGCGUAAAAGCAGAGAUGGUGCAGAAAGGAGGAGUGGAGUUCUGGGUGGUCUCGUGCAUUUCAUCGGGAGGGAGACCUGACGCUGACAUCGCCUUGGCUUUGGACAGCGGCGAAGAGCUGCAGGGAGAGAACGUUACGAACUCACACAUGCAGACGAGUUCAGUUCUCCUCCCUGUAACGGUAUAUGAGGGCCACAAUAUCACCUGCGCCUUUGACCACCCCAAAUUCACGCACCAUGUGACACGUGUCAUAGCGCUGCCGUCUUUUUAUUUGUCAGAGGUGGGAAGCGACAGUGAUGACCUCCGAGCGGCUGAACCUUUAGAGUUGCAGGAAGGACGGACGGACGUCGUCAUCAGCCUGCCCGUCACUGGCAACGUGCCACAUUACAACGUUACCUGCAAAAAAGACGACGGCCCCUUGCCUGACGGUGUUGAGCUGUUUGGCAGCAGCCUCACUCUUCAGGGUCCUCUGGAGCUUCAGCACGCCGGCCUGUACGAAUGCUUCUUCUCCUAUCACCACGUUAAAGCAAACCUGACGAUCCGUGUCACAGUUAAACCUCAACGUAUGCUGCCUGUUGCUCCAACAAUUGGAGUAGACUUUCGGACUGAAGACGGACACAGGCUGAUAGAGUGCUCAGCAGCAGAUGCUGUACCUGCAGCCAACAUGUCCUGGCUUCUACCAGAGGGUUCGUCUGGAGUUUCUUGGUUCAAUUUCACUUCUCAUAAUGGAAGCCACUCCGUCAGGGGAGUUUUACUCCUCCCUGCCUGCUCGCCUUGGGAGCUCACCGCAGAGUGUGUAAUAAAUCACCCGGCGUUCGAGGGGCCGGCGAACAGAAGCAUCACCCUCCCUCCCUGCGCCCGCCCCGAAAUCACCAUCAACUCGAGCACUGAGUGGACGGACGGCGAAGAGUUCACGAAGGUGGACUGCUCCGUGGAGAGCGUUGCCCCGGCAGCAACCGUGAGGUGGCAUGUUGGAAACAGCAGCAGCAUCGGUUACCUGUCUGCGACUGAGGUCCGGCCCGAUGGUUCGGUGCGGGCCCGGAGCUCCGCGCGUGUCCCGUCAUCUUCGUGUUGUGGUCAGAAUGUGACCUGCACAGUGGAGCAUCCAAGCCUGGAGGCACCAGAAAAAAGAACAAUGCACAUUCUUUUGAACAAAGCCCCCCUGCUGGCUGUGUCUCUGGUGAGACAGCAGGAGUCUCCUCUCUGGCUGGCGGUGUGUGACUACAGCGGAGGGGGCGUUGGGCCUGACCUCGCCUGGGUCCUUCCCGAGAAUGCCAAAGGCCAAACAUCCCUGCAUUCAGAGCAUGAGGGCUGUGUCAUCAAAGCCAGGCUGACUUAUCAGUUUCCUCUGGCCCUUCAUGAGGGGCAGGACCUGACCUGUGCGUAUCUUUUGGAACGGGGAGUGACAGAGAAAAAGACCAUUCACAUCCCCAGAUACUAUAUCUCCUCCGUCAGAGUCUUAAAUCACACGACUCGUCUGCAAAGCCGCUACGUUGGUGAAACCAUCACGCGUAGACUGGCUCUCGAGGAAAACCAUCACAACCAAAGAGUGCUGCUCCGAGUCGAAGGCAACGUGCCAGAGUACAACCUCGUCUGUGAAAGGAGCGAUGGCGCAUUUGCCCAAAUGGAGGGUGAUGCGAUGGUCUUCCAGUCCCGGCUCACGGAGCGGGAUGAAGGCCUGUACAGCUGCCGGGCGUCGUUUUAUCACCACACGGCCACCGUCCACAUUCAAGUGGAAUUCACCAGCGAGAAACAGCAGCUCGCUCUUGCUGUAGUCGUCGGCCUUUCUUCGGCCUUGGCCGGCACCCUCGUCCUCGUCCUCACCUCCUGGGUGUGCUGCAAAAUACAUAGCCGGUCCCAUUAUAAGAAAAAGGAGUCUCUCGCUGCGUUGACAUCUCUGAUGCAAGAGCCCGGCUCCCCUGAGGUAAAGAAGUCAGCAGUGACGGAAAACAAAAGCGAGGAAUAUGGUCCGAUGGUCAGCUACUCCAUUGUCUUUGACAUCAAGAGUACAGUGUGAAGAUGAAAGGACUUUUGAUUGACAUUCUGCUUUGCACUGUGAACAAAGCUAUUGAUAAAGGCUUGCUGGAACUGCAGUGUAUUUUUAGCAUAAGACGUGAAAUAAUCCUUUUUAUGUACUAAAAUGUGAUUUAAUCCUAAUGAAUUUGAAUGAUUUCAAUGUAUUACUUCAAUGUAUUUGUCAAUAAAAUCAUUUUAAUAUAAAUGUAAA
Molecule: messenger RNA, 3029 nt
Organism: Gasterosteus aculeatus aculeatus (three-spined stickleback)
Lineage: Eukaryota; Metazoa; Chordata; Actinopteri; Perciformes; Gasterosteidae
Biological process (GO): heterophilic cell-cell adhesion; homophilic cell-cell adhesion
Cellular component (GO): adherens junction
Source: RefSeq, a predicted model, not a curated record